GCGCGUGCAGCUUAGACCAGCACACGCGGCUAACAAGUCUGACUAUCCGCUUGUUUUCCCGGACGGAGACCAUAGAGUUAGACCGCAGAGGCACAACGUAUCGGAACUGUGCAGUGGUACUGUGUCGUUAGGAAGCAUUCGUGUCGGGGCGGCGAACAGGCAGACUGACUGUAGGAGGGGGGUGUGAGGCUGUCACGCAGAGAGGGGGAGCGCAUUCCAGAGGCACCGCUAACAUAACUAAUUCAUUGUUGUUCUAUACCGGGUGGACAGACGGCGGAACUCCUCACUAACUAGGCCAAAGGACUCAGACGAGAGGUGAGGAGUGACAGGAGGCGAGAUGGUGAAUUACUAUGACAUCCUGGGAGUGUCCAAAACGGCCUCCCAGGACGACAUCAAGAAGGCGUACAGGAAACUGGCUCUGAAAUGGCAUCCCGACAAAAACCCAGACAACAAAGAUGAAGCAGAGAGAAAAUUCAAAGAACUUGCUGAGGCCUAUGAAGUCCUGUCUGACAAGAGUAAGCGUGAUGCAUAUGACAGCUAUGGAAAUGACAGAAUGGGACACAAAGGUCCCACCAGCUCUGACUUUUCAUCAGAUUUCCCAGGAUUCACCUUCACAUUCCGCAGCCCAGAUGAGGUGUUCAGAGAGUUUUUUAGUGGCCAGGAUCCAUUUGCCAGUUUCUUUGAUGACUUUUCAUCGUUUGGCGGGUCAUCCUCUCGCCUUGGCCCCAGUCGCUUCUUCUCUUUCCCAUCAACCAAAGUUGAUUUUACCUCCUUCUCUUCCUUGGGGGGUCUGGAUGGGAUGGAGAGCAUGGGUGGAGGGAUGAGCAACUUCAAAUCAGUUUCUACCUCCACUCGCAUCGUAAAUGGAAAACGCACCACUACCAAGAAGAUAAAGGAGAAUGGGCAGGAAAGAAUAGAAAUUGAGGAGGAUGGGGUGUUAAAGAGUGUCCUAAUUAACGGUGUGGAGGAUGAAAUGGCCCUUGCUUUAGAGCUAAGCCGACGAGAGGGACAGCCCCAUCAUUCCCCUCAGAAGCCAGGACUCCAAAAUAGAUCACCUGCUGAGUCCAACAGAUCCCGCCCCAGCCCUUUCUCUGCAGGCACACAUCGGUCAUUUAGCUCCGCUCCCUUCUACAACUAUGAAGAGACUGUGGGAAGUAGUGACGAUGAUGAAGACGACGAAGAUCUGCAGAUGGCUUUGGCAUGCAGCCUGUCAGAAUUGGAAGCACAGCAGAAAGCAGCUGCUACUGACUUCAUAUCAGACUCAGACUUCGAGGCCUUCACAAGCUAACCUGAUUGGCUCAUGCUGCUCUGUGGCCUAGCCCCACCCUGAGGUCAAAGGUCAAUUCCCCAUGAUGCACUUGUCUCUCUCUGCCCACCACGGCUCCUACCUGCUGAAUGACACUUAAAAAAAGAUUCAAAUGUGUAUUUUAUAUGUAUAUGUCUGAGUGUGUGUUCAUUGCUCACUGUGGAGCAAAAGACUGGAAACUUUUGAACCCAAGGAAAUACUUCUAAUAAUCUCUGCAUUAAACAACAUUUCACUGUAUUUGAAUUAAUUUUGUCCUGGGAGAACAGGUACAAUAUAUGUAAUUAUUGUUAAAAGAGUAGGAAAUUACACUGGAAAAACAAUUAUCCCUGCAAGUGGAAAAGGAUG
Messenger RNA from Seriola dumerili (greater amberjack), 1651 nucleotides. RefSeq names its product dnaJ homolog subfamily B member 6-like (gene dnajb2). Gene Ontology annotation, molecular function: Hsp70 protein binding. The coding region runs from base 338 to 1288 and encodes 316 amino acids. The record is from RefSeq and is a predicted model, not a curated record. The transcript is spliced from 11 exons. NCBI's taxonomy places the organism in Eukaryota, Metazoa, Chordata, Actinopteri, Carangiformes, Carangidae.